AGUUAGAAGUUGCGAUGAACAUUUACGUGCUAACGUUCCACGGGAAAUCAUUCCAAGCGGAAGUAUGUCUCAUUUAAAAAUUCUACGCGGCAAUUUAGCGCGCCAAAUUCUAAACAGAAUAUAUCCCAAUGAAUGUAAAAAAAUUAAACCGUCUGAAACUGUUUCUGUUUCUGUUCGAAAUUUAAAUCGAAACCUAGAUACGAAAACUGUGACAGUGUUAGAACAAAAUGUGUUAAGUUCGCCGUGGGGUGAAAUUACACCUGGGAAGGAAACGCUGACUGAACAUGUUUUUAAGGACAUUGAAUUAUGGACAGAUUCUCCUUGCGUGACAUGUGGGGCAACAGGUCGGUCUUACGAUUAUGGUAUGAUGCGUAUGAUGGUGGAACGCUGCGCUUGCGCCCUCGCCGGCCAUUUAAAAAUGGCCCCUGGUGAGAGGAUUGGUAUCAUCCUGCCGAACAUACCGGAGUUUGUCGUUCUUAUACAUGGCGCUAUGAGGGCUGGCCUAGUUGUUACAUUUGCCAAUCCAUUAUACACAACAGAUGAAGUGCGACGUCAAUUCUCUGAUUGCAAUGUGAAGGCAAUUGCAACUAUAGAAAUGUUCAUGCCGUUAGCACAGGAAGUUAGCAAGUCACUGACGGGCUACAAGGGCACCAUCUGGGUAGGUGGUGAUGAUGACACUGCUAAAGGCAUAUAUGGUCUCCGAUCACUUUUAAUGGCUGAUCAUAAGGCAGAUCUUCCAACAGUGGAUUGUGAAGAUGUGUGUUUGAUUCCUUACUCCAGCGGUACAACUGGUCUACCAAAAGGAGUCAUGUUGACCCAUAGGAAUUUAGUAUCUAAUCUAAAACAAGUUCAAACGCCUAAGAUAAUGAAAUAUGAAGGAGAAAAGGGUAAAGGUGACAUUGUUCUGACAGUACCGCCAUUUUUCCACAUUUAUGGAUUCAAUGCAAUUCUAAACUAUAAUUUACUAUUAGGAUACCAUCUUGUAUCCCUACCAAAGUUUACUCCAGAAGACUACGUAAAAUGUUUAGUCGAGUACAAACCCACAACGCUGUUUGUGGUACCAUCUCUACUGGCCUUCCUAACCACACAUCCCAUGGUUAAGAAGGAGCAUUUGCAAACAGUCGAGAGUGUCAUGGUCGGUGCCGCACCUACAACCAACAGUAUGUUCGAGAAGUUCUUGCUAAAAUGUGAAAAAACUAAGGACCAAUUAAAACUGCUUCAAGGCUACGGCAUGACGGAGAGCUCUCCCGUCACCCUGAUGACGCCGUACGAGUACCCGCCCGACAAGAUCGGCUCCGCGGGCCAGCUGGUGUCGUCCACGCAGGCGCGCGUGCUGGACCUGCGCGGCGGCGAGGCGCUGGGCCCGCAGCGCGCCGGCGAGCUGUGUCUGCGCGGCCCGCAGGUCAUGAAAGGUUAUUGGAAUAACGAGAAGGCUACCAAAGAAACUAUCGACAGCGAAGGCUGGCUGCACACUGGUGACGUCGCGUAUUAUGAUGAUGACCACUACUUCUACAUCGUUGACCGCACCAAAGAACUUAUCAAAGUCAAGGGCAACCAGGUAUCACCAACUGAAAUCGAGAGCGUGAUCAUGGAGCAGCCAGAAGUAGCAGAUGUCGCUGUAGUUGGGAUCCCUGACUCACUUGCAGGGGAAGUCCCAAAAGCUUUUGUCGUUUUAAAACCAAACCAUAAAUUAACGGAAAAGCAAGUUUAUGAUAUUGUUGCUCAAAAACUAACCAAAUACAAGCAUCUUGAGGGAGGUGUUGCAUUUUUAGAUGCUAUUCCUCGCAACACCGCCGGAAAAAUUAUGCGCAAUGAACUCAAAGUAUUAGGUAAAAAGAAAUAAAUAAAAUAUCAAGUUUUUAACUAGAUAGGUAGUAUAAUUUUUGUAAAUACAUAGUAAUUUGUAUACCAAUAUUUAAUUAGUAAUAUUUCGGUGUGGUUGUAUCUUUUUAUAACCUACUGUAAAUGACGUAAGAUAAAUGUGUAGUUGACUGCAUAAAAAAAUUUGUAUGUAAAUAGAUU
Molecule: messenger RNA, 2022 nt
Organism: Melitaea cinxia (Glanville fritillary)
Lineage: Eukaryota; Metazoa; Arthropoda; Insecta; Lepidoptera; Nymphalidae
Product: probable 4-coumarate--CoA ligase 1
Exons: 9
Coding region: 65-1843 (592 amino acids)
Biological process (GO): fatty-acyl-CoA biosynthetic process; long-chain fatty acid metabolic process
Molecular function (GO): long-chain fatty acid-CoA ligase activity
Source: RefSeq, a predicted model, not a curated record